AUGGAGCAAGUGCAACAACAGACAGGAACCACGACAAUGACGGAUACCAAUAUCAAAACUCCUCAUAAUGCACCUGGCUUUGAGUUGGGUAUCUGUGAAGAUCGCAACAAGCGCUGUCGCAGAACCAUGGAGGAUGCUCACACUUUUAUAUUUGAUUAUAUGGGUGUUCCUCGCCAAGGCUUUUUUGCUAUUUUCGAUGGCCAUGCUGGUAAAGCUACUGCUGAAUGGUGCGGCGCCAACUUUGAUAGAGUGCUAGCCAAAGUCAUUGAAUCAAGUACUCAAGAAGAGACAGUGCCGGAAAUUUUAAAUAAAGCCUUUCUGGCUGUCGAUAGUGAGGUCAAUCAACGUGAAGGUAAAUUUUCUGGUUGCACUGCCAUUGUUGCAUUUGUCAAAGUGAUCGAAGACAAGCGAAUCCUAUACACUGGUAAUGUGGGUGAUGCGCGCGCAGUUUUGUGUCGUCAAAAUAAAGCAGUUCGGCUUUCAUACGACCAUAAAGGCUCAGAUUCUCAAGAAGCAAAACGUAUCAUGGAUCUUGGCGGAUUUAUGAUGAAUAAUCGCGUGAAUGGCGUCCUAGCUGUGACACGAUCAUUGGGAGAUAGUGUCAUGAAGGAAUUUGUGGUUGGAAAUCCUUUUACAACCGAGACUGAACUAGGACCCAACGAUGAUUUCCUAAUUCUGGCUUGCGAUGGGUUGUGGGAUGUUUGCGAAGAUCAAGAUGCAGUUGACCUCAUCAAGGAUAUUAAAGAUCCCCAAGUUGCUAGUCAAAAAUUGUUAGAUCAUGCCCUUGCCAACUUUAGCACUGAUAAUUUGAGUAUCAUGGUCAUUCGUCUUAAUUAA
Messenger RNA from Mucor velutinosus, 837 nucleotides. RefSeq lists its product as uncharacterized. Lineage: Eukaryota; Fungi; Mucoromycota; Mucoromycetes; Mucorales; Mucoraceae. Bases 1 to 837 code for a protein of 278 amino acids. The transcript has 5 exons. Gene Ontology annotation, molecular function: cation binding; protein serine/threonine phosphatase activity. The record is from RefSeq and is a predicted model, not a curated record. Gene Ontology annotation, biological process: protein dephosphorylation.